Messenger RNA from Morus notabilis, 3023 nucleotides. RefSeq names its product dynamin-related protein 3A. The record is from RefSeq and is a predicted model, not a curated record. Gene Ontology annotation, molecular function: GTP binding; microtubule binding; GTPase activity. The coding region runs from base 257 to 2611 and encodes 784 amino acids. The transcript is spliced from 20 exons. Gene Ontology annotation, cellular component: cytoplasm; membrane; microtubule. NCBI's taxonomy places the organism in Eukaryota, Viridiplantae, Streptophyta, Magnoliopsida, Rosales, Moraceae.
AAAAGACGAAUCAAUACCAGAGGAAUCAAAUAUGAAAUACAGUGAUAAGUGACGCGGAAUGAAACUUUACAAGUAAAGAAACUUCCGGUCUCUCGUUUUCGUCCUCUUCAAGUAAAGAAUCUUUACGACAUCAGUCCCGCGAAAGGUCCUCCAUUGAUAGUAGAAACUUGGAAACACUUUCUCCGAGUCUAAGACCAACCACAGCUUUCACUUUCUAGGGGUUUUUCUGGUUUUCCUCGAUAAUCUUUUCCUGUCCAUGCUUCGCUUCCUCUCGCUCUCUAGAUCAUCAUCAAUGGGUGAAGAAACAAGCCCGUUGGAUUCUCUCCGUGUCAACUCAAGAACUUCUCCGGUGGUCGGCUCAUCGCUAAUUCCGAUAAUCAACAAGCUUCAAGACAUUCUCGCUCCUGUUGGGAGGGAAUUGACCAAUAUUUCCCUGCCGCAGGUGGCGGUUAUCGGAAGCCAGAGCAGCGGCAAAUCGAGCGUGCUCGAGGCCCUCGUCGGCCGCGAUUUUCUCCCCCGAGGCUGCGAUAUAUGUACGAGAAGACCGCUCGUCUUGAUGCUAGAGAAUCGGCCGGAGAAGCCCGGCGAUGAUGGAAAGGAAUGGGGCGAGUUCCGUCACUUGCCUGGAAAGUGCUUCUACGAUUUCUCCAAGAUUCGCCGCGAAAUCCAGGCUGAGACUGAAAGAGGAGUAGGAUUAAACAAACGGGUUUCAGAUAAACAAAUUUUCUUGAAGAUUUCCUCUCCAAAUGUACUUAAUAUGACCCUUGUUGAUUUACCCGGCAUUACUAAGGUUCCCGUUGGGGAUCAACCCAUUGACAUAGAAGCAAUGAUUAGGAACAUGAUAAUGGUCUAUAUUCAGCAAGAAAGCUGUAUUAUUUUGGCAGUUAGUCCUGCAAAUUCCGAUUUAGCAACUUCUGAUGCACUUCAAAUGGCUAGAGAAGCUGAUCCAACUGGUUAUCGAACAAUUGGUGUAAUCACAAAGCUUGACAUAAUGGACCGAGGAACUGAUGCUCGUAACUUUUUGCUUGGGAAAGUUGUUCCACUUCGUCUUGGUUACAUUGGUGUAGUCAGUCGGAGUCAAGAGGAUAUUAAUAAUAAUCGUAGUAUUGCUGAUGCUCUUUCUCAUGAAGAGAAAUUUUUCAACAAUCAUCCUGUAUAUAGCAGUCUAUCUGGUUGUUGUGGCAUCCCCCAGUUAGGAAGGAAGCUUAAUCAGAUUCUGGAACGGCAUAUCAGAACAGUUUUUCCAAGUUUGAAGUCCGAGCUGAAUUCAGAAAUAUUUUCUGUUGGUAAAGGACUUCGGACAUAUGGAAGAGCUUUAGAACCGGAUGUGGAGAAAGGAGUAAUUUUGUUGAACAUUUUGUCAAAAUAUUGUGAAGCUUUUUCUGCUAUGUUGGAUGGAAGGAGUCAGGACAUAGCAACUACAGAAUUGUUGGGGGGAGCCAGGAUCCAUUAUAUUUUUCAAACAACUUUUGUUAAGAGCUUGGAGGAAGUUGACCCAUGUGAGGAUCUAACUGAUGCUGAUAUUUGGAUGGCUAUUCAAAAUGCUGUUGGUCUAAAGAAUUCCUUAUUUGUUCCAGAGGUCCCAUUUGAAGUUCUGGUUAAAAGACAGAUUGCUAUGUUGUUGGAACCUAGCCUUCAGUGUCUCCGAUAUGUUUAUGAUGAACUGCUUAAGAUUAGCCGUGCUUGUGAAGCAGCUGACUUGCAAUCGUUUCCAGUAUUGAGAAGGCGCAUGGAUGAUAUAAUGGGAAAAUUUUUGCGUGAUGGUCUAAAGCCUGCUGAGAACAUGAUAGAAAAUCUUAUCGAGAUGGAGAUGGAUUAUAUAAAUUCUUCAAAUCCAAAUUUCCUAGGUGGUAGCAAAGCUGUUGAGCUUGCUCAGAAACAGUUGAGAUCUCCACAGGGCAGUACGGAUGCUGGAAAGGCAUCCUUCAUGGAGAAAGGCCAAAAUUCUCUGGCUUCUCUGGCUGCUCUUCCUAGGUCGGUUGUGAAUGGAGCUUUAUCAAACGGUCGAAACCAGGGAAGUCCUUCAGUAAACAAUGAGAAACCUAUAUCAUCUGCAGGAAAUGCAUCUGCGAGGACUUGGGGGAUUUCAUCUAUAUUUGGGAGCAGGGGAUCAUCUGGAGAGGGACCAGCUAGCAGCAGAUCUUCAGGUGAGCCCGAUCAUUCUGAUCAGAUGCCUUCCAGGAGGAUCAGUCUGACAAAGCCCCCAUCCACAUUAAGGGAACUUGAAACAACAGGGAAUCAAACACUAGAAAUUUUGGUAACCAAAUUACUCCUGCAAUCAUACUAUGACAUUGUCAGAAAGAACGUUCAAGACCUAGUUCCAAAAGCUAUAAUGCAUUUUCUGGUCAACCAUGCAAAACGGGAUCUUCAUAGGACCUUCAUACAUAAUCUCUACAGAGAGGACCACUUUGACACGCUGUUGGAGGAGGAGGAUGACGUUGUCUUGAAAAGGAAACACGACCAAGAACUCCUUCAGGUUUUAGAGAAAGCCGUCCAGAUGCUUGAGGAAGUUGAAUCUGACGUCUCAACACGAAGUUCACAUUCAAGCUCUAAUAGUGAUGAUGCGACCAAUGGUUUGCCACGGGCUACUACGGGGAUUUCAUCUCGUUGAAAUUUCAAAACCAAAGUUGAGGACAUGCCAUCUUACGUUCUCAUCCCUUAGUAAUUUGAGAGCUCGAAAAUAAGAGCAGCCUCAUUUCCGCCAGCUUGUUAUGCGGUGGAAUGCAAAAGUCAUUUGCGAGUCUUAAAAUUCUGUCCUACUACUAUAUACAUGUCAAUCCAUCCACGUACGAACGAAGCCGGAAGUAAUUUUGUAGCGCCCUGAGGAAAAAAAAAAGGAAAAAUAGCUCGAGCGGCUGAUUCAAAUUUCCCAUUUUCAUAGAGUAGCACAUUCUUGGAUUGCAUUGUAUUUGUGUGUGUGUGUGUGUGUGUGUGUGUAUUCAACGGAAACAAUGCAGGUUUUUGUCUGCUGGCACUUCUGAAUUCUGAAAUUAGACGGAUAAAAUAGCUUGACGGCAAAAGAU